Messenger RNA from Zootermopsis nevadensis, 4309 nucleotides. RefSeq names its product choline/ethanolamine transporter flvcr2a. Gene Ontology annotation, molecular function: heme binding; heme transmembrane transporter activity. Gene Ontology annotation, biological process: transmembrane transport; heme export. NCBI's taxonomy places the organism in Eukaryota, Metazoa, Arthropoda, Insecta, Blattodea, Termopsidae. Gene Ontology annotation, cellular component: membrane. The record is from RefSeq and is a predicted model, not a curated record.
GAUAUUUUAUGAGGAAUAUCGCACCGCUGUUAAUUUUAAAAGAACAAUUAGACUGUGUGGAGAGAGGCUUAAUAUUUUUAAGAAAGUUUCGUACCCUGUAGUUAAAAAUUAUCUCUGCACGUGUCCGCCAAAUUCCAUUAUCAACAUGCGGCUUGACUAGUCAUCGGAUAUCGGGAUUAUGUUGCAGGUGGAAUAUUAUGCAAGAUUUUGAAUGUUUUGCAUGCGUCAUAUAUGCACAUUUUGUGGGUUUUUUUAGGUAGUAGAGUUUAAUACAGGAGUGAUUGUAGUAUAUAUUGCUAGUAGUUUUGAAUUUCAGUAGAAGUUCUCACACUGCAACCUGAGCUGUGUUAGCGUUAGUAACACAGAACGUUUCUAGCUGCAGAACUUAUUCCUAGGCAUUACGUCAUGAAGCUGUACGUGGGGUCUGCAGGUAAGGCUCUGCUCGUUCAUAACUUUGGUUACUGAUUAGUGGUGAGUGGUGAAAUCACGCUUCUGACAUUUUACAUUUGGGUAAAGAUCUCCCGAAGAAUACGAGAGCAUCAAAGCUGUUUUGAAAGCAGUGGUGAGCUGGAACAUCCCAGAGUUUCUACCGGGAAAUGAACACUGAUUGUGUACAUCGCAACCCCGUACUUUGCUUAAGUGCGCAACAGAUGAUUCAACAAAACACUGUCUCAUUCGCGUGAAGGUUCAGAUCCUGACUGAUGUUUGCACAUGUCUGGGCCUGAGAGCACACAAUGUUCGGGUUUCAGUCUGGUUCAGAUGAUAACAAUCAGACGUAGAAUAGAAUAUUUCGGGCUUUCUCUGGCCAUUGCUUUUUUGCAUGGAAAAUGUUAUUCGCUGUUGCGCUCAUCUUAAGCCUUGUAUCGACUGCGCGCGGCUGCCUCGCGCACCUGUUCGUGCGCGGCAAACUCGUUCGUUCGCUCAUUGUGCUCGUGGUUACCAGCAUCGAGCGCGGCAGCCGUGUUCGGCUGUGAUCGACGCUGUUCGUCAGUUCUCGCAAUAUCACCAUGAAUACAGCACGUGCAGCGGCUGCCUUUAUGUUGAUGUUCAACAUUAUGGAAAAAAAUAAGAAACCAAAACGAAAAGUGCGUUGGUGGAUUAAGGAAUUGUAUCGUCAGCGAAUGCAAUAUGGAAAGAGACUUAUGCGAGAUAUGACAUUUGAAUUAGUGGAGGAUACAAUUAAAAAUUUCACUCGAAUGUCAUCUUCUUUUUUAAAUCCUGAAUUGGAAUUUUCAUUUGGUCACCUAUGUCCUUCCAGGCGUCCUCGCGUUUACUUUUGUUAUGGUAAUUCACAAUUUUGGAAUUCCACAACACCUCUUUAGAUUUAUAAAUCUGUAUGAGAGCUACACACUUUUCAUUCUCCAUGUUGCUGCAACGGAACGCCACAAGACAGUCUCAACUGAAAGGGCACAGCACAGUGAAAUCCCUUUGCCGCGGGACAAAGAACCGCUCAGAUUUGGCUCGACGCGCGCCAAGUUCGAGCGCGGCAGUGUUCGUUCUGCCACGCGUGGCAACAUGGUAUCGACUUUGCGAGGCAAAGCAACGGACAUUGCCUCGCGAGGCAGCCGCGCGUAGUCGAUACAAGGCUUUAUGUUCGUGAUACAACAUUAACAAUUAGCAGAGACAAGUGACGCUCCUUGCGCGUGACUGGGCGUGCAGGUUUUUUGGGGAUCCCAGGUCGGUGCUUCAAACGUCAAAAUAACCCCAAAUGUUCUUGUAGCGUCGUUAAUGCUGCCAAGGGAAUUUAUCUUGCUGCAGUGUUGCCAGUUGAUAGAAAUGUGUUGCAAGAUCAAGAUUUUUCUGGAAGCACUGCAUUCCAGGAUGCCUUUGUAACAACCUUUUCUUGUCCUUGGAAUUCAAGUGCACGUGUAGGCUGCAGUUCUCAUAUCUCUGUGGACAGUGUCUCCCGUUUACCGAAGACUGUUUCAAAGGUGGAGUGAUGCUUGAACAGGAGACUGCACCACCUCUCCAGUGUCGGGAAUAUCGACGGCGAUGGGUCAUGCUGGCGAUAUUUGUACUGUGCUCCAUGGCAAACUCCAUGCACUGGCUCCAGUAUUCCAUUAUUGCCAACAUCAUGAUGCGGUAUUACAAUGUCAGCAGCCUUGCCAUCAACUGGACAUCCAUGAUCUACAUGGCUUGCUACAUUCCAUUUGUGUUUCCUGCUUCCUGGGUUCUGGAUCGCAAGGGUCUUCGUGUGACACUGCUGUCUGGUGCGGGCAUUAUGACGACAGGAGCGUGGCUCAAAGUUUUGUCUGCAUCCCCUGAAUAUUUUUACCUGGCAUUCCUUGGUCAGGCACUGGUAGGAAUGGCACAGAUAUUCAUACUAGGGGUGCCAGCCCGCCUAGCUGCUGUCUGGUUUGGACCUAGACAGGUGUCCACGGCUUGUGCUCUUGGAGUUUUUGGUAACCAGGUUGGGGUGGCACUUGGCUUUCUGAUCCCACCUGCAGUAGUUGGUAACCAUGAGGAUGUCAAAGACAUUGGACAUGACCUCAAGAUUCUCUACUAUGGCAUGGCAGUUGCUCCCUCCAUCAUGCUUUGCCUCGUGCUCUUUUUUUUCCAGAAGGAGCCGCCACUGCCCCCAAGCCCUGCCCAAGCAUCUCUGCGACAGCAGCUCCCUAUAACAGACAAGAGCACAGACAGACAGACAUAUCUGCAGACACUCAAGUCACUACUUACCAACAGGAACUUUGUGCUUCUCCUGUUUAGUUACGGUAUCAACGUGGGCGUGUUCUAUGUUGUGUCAACACUCCUCAACCAGACAGUGCUGCUAUAUUUUGCUAAUGCAGAGGAAGAUGCUGGCAGAAUUGGUCUCACCAUUGUAUUGGCAGGAAUGGUGGGGUCUGUCACUGGGGGCAUUAUCCUUGAUAAGACACAUAGGUUCAAGGAAUGCACAUUGGUGGUGUACUUCAUGGCACUGGCAGGCAUGCUUGCCUUUACAUUCACACUUACACUUGGACAUAUCUGGGUGAUCUACAUCACUGCUGGAUUUCUUGGGUUUUUUAUGACAGGCUACCUGGGUAUCGGAUAUGAGUUUGCAGCAGAACUCACCUAUCCAAUACCUGAAGGAACAUCUUCUGGGCUGCUGAAUGCAUCCAGUGAGGUGUUUGGUGUCAUAUUCACUCUAGCUGGUGGAGAAAUAUUGGGUGCCCAUGGAGACAUCGCUACCAACGGCACCUUGACCGCUCUGCUGUUGGCAGGCCUUGCCAUGACAUUGCUGAUAGAAGGAAAAGCCCUGAAACGACAGGCUGCUAUCACAUUGAGGCAUUCACACACACAUUUGGAACAAGAAGAGAUGCUUACGACCCAGACAUGAGGCUGUUAGUCAUCUGUACAUCAUCUCAAAAAACACUUCCCAGACUAGUAUCAUGUGGCAGCAGAGUUUUGUACUAAUAAUAGAAUGUAUUUCACAUGAUAAAUGAACAUAAACAACUGAUAUUCUGUUGUGUAUUAUGCUCAUUCAAGUGGAAAAAUAGACUUUUGGAGAUGUAUUUCUUAGAUUGACUGUAUUGAGGAAGAAAGUAAUUCAAAAUGGACAAAUAUUUAUAAUUUAUUAAUGGUUACUACAAUUUUGUGUGAUGAAUUAAUUAAUGGGCAUAUUUAAAUGUCCACAAUACUUUCACCUAAGUUGGACUACAGAAUAAUUGUCAUGAAAAGUCUUGGGUCUGUUUAAUUACUUUUCACUAAAUUUCUCUGACCUGUUAAAUGCAAUGUUAAAAAAAAUUAUAUAGUAACUUUUUUAUUUCUGUGCAGUUCUUAUGUUCUGGAAGAACAAAAAAUUUAAGUUUCAUGGACUAUUGCGUAUGGACAAUAAGGACUGAUGGGAGAUGUUAAAUAUAAAUGUGGUUGUGACUGACAGCAGGUUACUGCAUUUCAGGCUGCAGGGAAGAAAAAAUAAAUAAACAAAUAAAAAUUAAAAACAUAACAGAUUUCAUACAAUGCUUCCAAAGAAAAUGGUAAGAAUGUGUCCAAAAAUAAAUUUCAAUAAGAUCUCUAUUCUUCUGUCCCGAAAUUACAGCAUAUUAACGGAGAGGAAGAAGAAGUUUGGGAGAUCGCAAGGUCUGUUCUGUAAUGAUUAUAACAGAACAAUUGCAACUACUAGGGGUCUACUAAAUAUGACAGUAAUGAUGAUUAUGAUGUCAGAAGUUACAAGGAACACACUGUAGCUUCUAUGAACUGCCUAGUCUUCCUUCUUGUUAUAUUUAAAAUUUAAGUUAAAAUAAGUGAAAAUGUUUGUACAAAUCUGCCAAUAUGCUGUGAUAUAAUUAUAGUGUGCUAUAAAAUAAAGAUGUGUUUUGGUUUAGUACUGUUA